Messenger RNA from Miscanthus lutarioriparius, 276 nucleotides. The record is from the annotation of a GenBank genome assembly. Lineage: Eukaryota; Viridiplantae; Streptophyta; Magnoliopsida; Poales; Poaceae.
AUGAAGCGUACGGCCAUGCUGGCAGGUACACGCGCAGAUCCUCUUCCUCUUCCCCGGCCGCGCCGUGUGCGGAUGCCACCACCGGUCCCACUGGCGCCUGCGCCGAGCAUCAGGACAGAGAGCACAUGGAUGGCGAUGACGCUUGGGGCGCGGGCAGGCCCGGGGAAGAAGCGCCUGCUACAGGCCACCCUCAUCCUCAUCUCCGCCGCUAACCAUGCGGUUCCCCCAAGGUCUGCCUCGCCGCCGUCCUCGACUACCUCGCCACCUCAGGUUUAG